Messenger RNA from Durio zibethinus, 2216 nucleotides. Its product is annotated as mitochondrial-processing peptidase subunit alpha-like. Gene Ontology annotation, molecular function: metal ion binding; metalloendopeptidase activity. Gene Ontology annotation, biological process: proteolysis. The record is from RefSeq and is a predicted model, not a curated record. Gene Ontology annotation, cellular component: mitochondrion. Lineage: Eukaryota; Viridiplantae; Streptophyta; Magnoliopsida; Malvales; Malvaceae.
AAUCAAAACCCCCACAUUACAGAAAUAAAGAAAAACAGUAACCUCUCAAUCCAGUCGCUCCCAUUUACAGCAAAACCCUUCGGCUUCAAAACGAAACGGAGCUUCACAGCGUCUGUACAAUUUAGGGCUUCUCAGAGAUCAGACCGCCUAUCACGAUGUACCGAACCGCGGCUUCUCGCCUCCGCACUCUCAAGGGUCGCACAUGCCGCAGAGUACCUGCAAGGUUUGCAAGUUCAAGUGCUGUUGCUACAACAUCCUCCUCUUCAGAUGGCCUCUUUAGUUGGGUCACUGGAAGUCAGGCCAAGUCCAUACCAUCACUAGAUUUUCCUCUACCAGGCGUUGCCCUACCACCUUCAUUGCCUGACUAUGUUGAACCUGGUAAAACUAAGAUUACAGCACUCCCAAAUGGCCUCAAAAUUGCUUCAGAAACCUCAGCGAAUCCUGCAGCAUCAAUAGGACUAUAUGUUGACUGUGGUUCAAUCUACGAGUCACCAGCCUCAUUUGGGGUCUCACACCUGCUUGAGCGUAUGGCCUUCAAGAGCACAACAAACCGCAGCCAUUUGCGGAUUGUGAGGGAAGUAGAGGCAAUUGGAGGCAAUGUGCAAGCUGCAGUUUCUCGGGAGCAGAUUGGAUAUACCUUUGAUGCUUUGAAGACAUAUGUUCCUGAAAUGGUAGAGCUGCUUAUUGACUGUGUGAGAAACCCUGUUUUCUUGGAUUGGGAGGUCAAUGAACAGCUUCAGAAAGUGAAAGAGGAAAUUGCUGAAGCUGCAAAGAAUCCUCAGGGCUUGCUUUUAGAGGCCAUUCACUCGGCUGGCUAUUCUGGUGCUUUGGCAAAUCCUCUUUUAGCCCCAGCAUCUGCAGUAAAUGCAUUGAAUGGUACAGUUUUGGAGGAUUUUGUUGCGGAAAAUUUUACUGCUUCUCGGAUGGUACUGGCAGCAUCUGGUGUUGAACACGAGGAAUUGUUAUCUGUUGCCGAACCACUUUUGUCAGACCUUCCCAAUAUUCCUCGUCUUCAGGAGCCAAAAUCCGUGUAUACUGGAGGUGAUUAUCGUUGUCAGGCUGAUUCAGGGGAUCAAACUCAUUUUGCUCUUGCAUUUGAACUUCCUGGUGGUUGGCACAAGGAGAAGGAGGCUAUAAUUUUGACUGUUCUUCAGAUUCUAAUGGGAGGGGGUGGAUCAUUUUCAGCUGGCGGCCCUGGGAAAGGAAUGUAUUCGAGACUAUAUGUCCGUGUCUUGAAUGAGUAUCCACAAGUUCAAUCAUUUUCAGCAUUCAACAGUAUUUACAAUCAUAGUGGCAUAUUUGGAAUACAAGCCACAGUGGGUUCUGAUUUUGCACCAACUGCGAUUGAUGUAGCUGUCAAGGAGCUUAUUGCUGUUGCAACACCUGGACGAGCAGUUGACCAAAUGCAACUAGACCGUGCCAAACAGUCAACCAAGUCUGCCAUUUUGAUGAAUUUGGAAUCUAGAAUGAUUGCUUCAGAAGAUAUUGGGAAACAAGUCUUGACAUAUGGUGAGAGGAAACCUGUGGAGUUUUUCUUGAAGGCUGUUGAUAAAGUUACACUGAAGGAUAUUUCUUCUGUAGCCCAAAAGCUUCUAUCUUCUCCUCUCACAAUGGCAUCAUAUGGAAAUGUCAUUAAUGUCCCAAGCUACGAUUCGGUUAGCCGCAAGUUCAAGUGAAACAUGAGAUUGCUUUCAUGUGUCGAAUGUGACGACCAUUUGACCCAUUUUCUACAGUGCUGUGCAUCUGUGUGCCUUUGAGUUGUUUUAUAACAAGAUGCGGUUGAAAAUAAGGAGAUAAGAUUUUUCCAUUUUAAUCAAUAAAUUUUUUCUUCCCAGCAAGCAAUAUAUUAAUGAAAUAGCUGCUGCAGACAAUGGGACUGGCAUGUUUUCUGCUGAAUUCCAUGACUUUGGUCAUAGUUCGGGAAAAAGGUCUCCAAAUUCUAUGUUCACUUCUGUUUUACCAAUGACCCAAAGUAAAUUCAAGAAUGGUUAUUUACUUGAGUGUACAUUUGGACUGGGAAAUUUUUGCUGUGUAUGUCAGAACAUUUGCCUGUUAUGGCACAAUUUUCAGCUUUUGCUGUUAUGACUUAUUUCAGGUUACUCGAAUUUAUGAUGGAUGCUUUUGAUUUCAUAUUUUUACUCUCUUAACAUGUUGCAGACGGUAUGGAAAUUGGUUGUGCCCCUAAGAUUAUUUCAAAAGGGUUAUAUGAUCGUAAU